CACGCCCUCUGCUGCGAUGUCUGUCAUGGCUGCACGCGGUGUGAUGGAAACUACCGAUGUGGUUAAGUAACGUUUAUCUGUUUCUCCAGCAAUACAGAUGUUGGCGAGAAUUCUUCAGCGCCCAGUGCUGAUCAGACAGAUUCUUCUCACGUGGAGUCACAGAUCGCUUUUCACAAUGCAGCUGAAAACAAAAGAGUUCAAGUCUUUAUUUACUGACGGACUGGUUGGUCUAGCAGAAAUAUUCGAAAAGAACCAGUUUGAGCUGAGGAUUGCCGGAGGUGCAGUACGGGAUCUUCUGUCAGGAAAACAGCCUGAAGAUGUGGAUUUUGCCACCACAGCCACACCAGAGGAAAUGAAGAACAUGUUCCAGGCAGCGGGAGUCAGGAUGAUAAACAACAAAGGGGAGAAACAUGGAACCAUCACCACCAGGCUUCAUAAUGAGAACUUUGAGGUGACCACUUUGCGAGUGGAUGUACAGACCGAUGGGCGGCACGCAGAGGUAGAGUUUACCACUGACUGGCAGAAAGAUGCAGAACGUAGAGACCUCACCAUCAAUUCCAUGUUCCUAGGGCUGGAUGGGACUUUGUAUGAUUAUUUCCAAGGAUAUGAGGAUCUUAAAAGCAGGAAAGUAAGGUUUGUUGGCAGUGCUUCACUACGGAUCCAGGAGGACUUUCUUCGAAUUUUGAGAUAUUUCAGAUUCUAUGGGCGAGUGUCAACUGAGCCAGAACAACAUGAACCUGAGACUCUGGAUGCAAUCCGAGAAAAUGCUAAGGGAUUGGCAGGAAUCUCAGGAGAGAGGAUUUGGGUGGAACUGAAGAAGAUGCUUGUUGGAAACCAUGCUGGUCACCUUCUUGAGCUCAUCUAUGAGCUGGGUCUGGCCCAGUACAUAGGUCUUCCAGCAGAAGGCAAUGUUGGAGAGAUGAAGCAGAUCUGCCAGAGGGCUCAGGAUAGCUCUCCUAAACCCAUGACUAUCCUGGCCGCUCUGUUCCGAAGCCAGGAUGAGGUAGAGAGACUGGAUCUGCGACUAAAGCUUUCCAGAGAAGAGAAAAACCUGGGCCUCUUCCUGGUCAAGUACAGACGAGACCUUGUUAAGGGGCGUGAUGAACACGACAGCAUUAAACUGUACACAGAUUUCAUUAUUGAUUCUCGAGAGCCGGACACCCAGAGUAAAAUACUGGAGCUGCUGAAGUACCAGGGAGAAAAGGAACUCUUGGAUGAGCUACGCAAGUGGUCCAUCCCUCGCUUCCCAGUCAGUGGGCAUGACCUGCGCAAGCUGGGUGUUACCUCGGGUAAGGAGAUUGGCACUAUUCUGCAAGAGCUUAGGGACAUCUGGAAGAAGAGCCGCUAUCAGAUGAGCAAAGAGGAACUCCUGGCAACUCUGAGCAGAUCCUGAUAUGAGACAAAAGAACACCGUAUCAGAACUGUGUGUCUCAGCAUGUACAUGUUAUAAUGCAUCAUGAGUCUGUCUUGCCUGCUGAAGAAGCUCGUCCCUCCAACCUCAAAUAAGUCUAAUAUGGAGAGGAAUAAACCAUCAAGGCUAUCUUUUGGCAUUUAAUACUCAGUACUUUUUGUUCUGUUGCUCACUAAAACAAUGUUGCCUAAGGUUUACUUUAGUCAUAAGUUGAGAUUGUUAUCUUGGGCAUCUGUGGUCGCUCUGUGUUUUGAAUGGUUUUCGGAUUGCAGAAAAUGGCUUGGUGAAACUGAGGGCACCAUGAAAGUUGCAAGAUAGAACACGGUAACAAAUAAAGCUUUUGCCUGUGGGCAUUGUAAACACUCUGAAAAAUGUUCUGUCUUUUUUUUUUUUUUUAACUAUUCAUGGAUUUUGCCAUACCUUUCCUUUGUAAAUGGUGAUUUAGUUUGUCAUAUCAUUAUUGAAUAUCACUCAAUAGUAUGAUCGGAUGGAAACAAAAAUUCUGAAUUUAGCUAAAUUCCAAGAAAGGAUGCAAAGUUGUGUUCUUUGAAAGUAGUGACGUGAUAUCCUGUAACUGUUACAGGAAAGGACAUAAUUCAGCUUUCUCUCAAAGAUUAGCUUUUUUCUUAAGAAGCCAGUCAUGGUUUCAUUAUGUGGAACAAUUAAUUUUUUUUGUCAACAAUUCACAGUUGUUGAAAGGUUAUAUAACCAACUCUCCAGGUGCUUACUUUGAAAUAAAAUAACACAUCACUUCACAGUGUUGCUGUGUCUUGUUUUAAGAUCUUUACAUGGCCAGAUAUUACUUAUGAUUAUAAUACUGGUGAAUUUAUAUUUGUGAGAUCCACUUGUUAAUAUAAUUUAUUAUUUAAUUUGAUACUUUUCUUGACAUAUAAUGCUGAUAUUUGAUUAUGUAAAUUUCAAACAAAAAUCAAUGAAGAUAAUGGAAUUAAAAAAAAAUCUAGUUUGACACAUGUGCCACAUUCUUAGAAAUGUAAUCUUUGUAUUCUCUUUAUUUUUGUAUGUGUGUGUUUUACAUGGUGGUGUAAAUGUGAAAUAAAACGUAGUAACAUAUUUCCCUUCCAUCUACAA
Molecule: messenger RNA, 2500 nt
Organism: Xyrauchen texanus (razorback sucker)
Lineage: Eukaryota; Metazoa; Chordata; Actinopteri; Cypriniformes; Catostomidae
Product: CCA tRNA nucleotidyltransferase 1, mitochondrial-like
Exons: 8
Coding region: 98-1393 (431 amino acids)
Biological process (GO): RNA processing
Molecular function (GO): RNA binding; nucleotidyltransferase activity
Source: RefSeq, a predicted model, not a curated record